AAAGUACAUUGCGUUUUCACUUAUGGGUGUUUUUUUAUCAUAAAUCACAGUUUAUUGACUGGACCACGUCGAAAAUCGAGAUACUUACCAGUUAUCAGUUCGGUAUCAAUGUUUAUAUUUUCGUAGCUGACUAAAAGAGAUAAUAGUAACAAGAAACGUAAGCUUAAAACAAAUUCUAAGCCUAAGCUGUAUGACGUUUUAUUAUACGUAAUUUUAACUACAUUACACGUUUAACUCAUGCGCCUGUGUAUUUAAAUAUUUUUAAUUAAAAAUACUAAUAUACUGCAAAAUGCCUGGGAAAGUAUUUUUUGAAAAACAUUUAGAAGGUGAUCUGAAAAAUUUAGUCGAAGAUAAUGUCUAUAUUCCUGGAUUAAUUAUUGGACAGGUCAUAAACGACGACUAUCAUGUUGUCCAUUUGAUGGCGAUAACUACAUGGGAUGAUAAUAAAAGACCUAGCCAUAAACCAGACACCUUGAAGUCUACUUCUUUGAACGGACUAUCACAAUUUUCUUCUGAAAUAUUCGACCGAACAUUAGAUGUAAUUAACUUUUUACCUGGAGGCUCAUAUGUGUUAGGUUUUUUUAUUAUUAUACCGAAAGAUCUAUCGGGUAUUAAACCAGUGUCACUUGAUUUUUUUCAAUUAGAUAAUAUUUUAAAUGAAUAUGUAUUGUUUAAAGACAAGAGUGAAACAUGGAAGUAUUUAUUGCUAAACUAUUCUAGUGUAAACAAUAAAUCAUGCUGCUACACUGUAGAUAUUAAAAUACCGAAUGAUGCUAAAUCAAUAACGUACAAGGCGAUAGACGUAUCAUUUAAAUCGAUGGAAAAAGAAUGGAUAACAUUUGUUGGAACAUUUAACUUUGAUACAUUAGAAUCCCUAAAUGUGUCUGGUGGACCAAAAGUAUUGUCUUCUAUACGCGAAAAUUUAUUGGAUCAACUUGAAUCGAUAACGGAAAAGUGUGUGUAUUCGUUCAACGGACAAGUAUAUGAUAAAAAAACAGUUAUAAAAAAUGUAAAAGUUAGCAGUAAUACGGAUAACGUAUUGAAAAAUGUCAUUCAUAUAGAACUAUUUAGAGAAGUCGAGUCCGGCGAAGAAAGUAAAAAUGCUUCGCUUAAAAUAGUCAGAGGAAAAGGAAAGAUUUUUAUGUCUGGCCUUUGUAGUUUGGCUGUACCUUUUCAUACCAGUGGAACUAUUGACCAAGCCGUUAAAGCUAUACGUCAAGAUACUAUCCGUACUUUUGCGACACGUUUAAAAAUGCAUUUGGAUUCCUUUGUUGAAGAAGAAUCUGAGGAAGAAGAUGAUGUUGCUAACGUUGUUCAUGAAACUCCGCGGCGUAUACUAAUUCUUAAAACCGAUGGUUGUAGAUUUCCUUUCAGCGAUUAUGUGUUUCCCGGUGAAUGUCCCAUAGAAACUCUAGACAAUGCAGGAGAUAUAUUGAAUCUUCCAAAAAAUAAAAUGGAAUUGUAUAAUUUAUUGGAAAAAGGACGACAAACUAGCUACGACGAAUUGUCAGACACUGAAGAUUUACAAAAGGAUGAAAAAAUUGCUGGAACGUAUGAUAACGACACACAAAUUGUCUGGUUCAUAGUUGCUACUUUAGUUUUUGCUGUAAUUUCAUUGAUCGUUAAAAUAUUGUUCAUAUAAUACAUAUCCAUAAUAUGAUGUACCUAUGCAUCUAUUUUUAAAUCAAAUUAAAUUUACAUUCCAUACAUGUAAAAAAAUUAUUUUUUUAUAAAGUUUAUUAAUUAUGUUAAAGACUAAAAUAUUAAUAAAAAACUAAUUUUGUUUAAA
Adelges cooleyi (spruce gall adelgid) is the source of this 1789-nucleotide messenger RNA. RefSeq names its product protein odr-4 homolog. Lineage: Eukaryota; Metazoa; Arthropoda; Insecta; Hemiptera; Adelgidae. Bases 290 to 1642 code for a protein of 450 amino acids. Gene Ontology annotation, biological process: intracellular protein localization. The transcript is spliced from 10 exons. The record is from RefSeq and is a predicted model, not a curated record. Gene Ontology annotation, cellular component: endomembrane system.